AUGGCCCUAGACAGCAGUUCCAUGUUGCUAAAUUUUUCCUUCACCCCACCACUUGUUAGUUUCAGCAAACAUCAAAAACAACGAGGGAUUAAUCUUCUAGUGCGUAGAAUUGGUUCCACCAGCCAGUAUUACUGCUUGGCAACAAGCACAAACGUUCGUGAAAGAAAAUCAGCCAAUUACCAGCCUAACCUCUGGAAUUAUGAUUUUUUGCAGUCAUUGAAGAAUGACUAUGCGGAUGUAAAAUAUGAGAUAAUGGCCAGGAAGCUGGAGGAAGUGAGGAGAAUGAUAAAGGAUGAAAAUUCAGAAAUAUGGGUCACACUAGAUCUGAUUGACAAUGUGAAACGCCUGGGCCUCAGCUAUCACUUUGACAAGGAGAUAAGAGAAGCCCUUCAUAGGUUUCUCUCUUUAGAAAGAUGUAAUGCCACAAAUAUUCACACAAGCCUGCAUGAGACUGCUUUAAGCUUCAGGCUCCUUAGAGAAUAUGGUGAUGAUGUUUCAGCAGAUGUAUUUGAGAGGUUUGAGGACAACAACGGUAAUUUCAAGGCAAGCCUUAGCAGAGAUAUGAAGGGAAUGUUGAGUCUGUACGAGGCAUCGUUUCUCAGUUAUGAAGAAGAACUGAUUCUGGAUAAGACCAAGGCCUUCAGUAGCUUCCAUCUAAGGGGUGCCCUCAAAGAAGGUAGAAGCAAUAGUAUGCUCUUAGAACAAGUGAAUCAUGCAUUGGAGCUUCCACUGCAUCACAGAAUCCAAAGGCUUGAAGCCAGGUGGUAUAUUGAAUCUUAUGCUAAAAGAAAGGAUGCAAAUUGGGUGCUGCUUGAAGCAGCAAAACUAGAUUUCAACAUUGUGCAGUCAACACUGCAAAAGGACCUCCAAGAAAUGUCAAGGUGGUGGAAACGGAUGGGACUAGCUCCAAAGUUAAGCUUUAGCCGGGACAGGCUAAUGGAGUGUUUCUUUUGGAGCAUGGGAAUGGCAUUCGAGCCUCAGUUCAGUGAUCUUCGCAAAGGUUUAACCAAAGUCACUUCUCUAAUAACUACAAUUGACGACGUUUAUGAUGUUUAUGGCUCCUUGGAUGAGCUAGAACUUUUCACAAAAGCCGUUGAAAGUUGGGAUAUUAAAGCUGUUCAAGUUAUGCCGGAGUAUAUGAAGAUAUGUUUCCUUGCUCUCUACAACACUGUCAACGAAUUCGCUUAUGAUGCCCUUAAAAUCAAAGGACAAAAUAUCCUUCCCCAUCUUACCAAGGCGUGGUCGGUUAUGUUGAAAGCAUUCUUGCAAGAAGCCAAGUGGUGCCGGGAUAAAUAUUUGCCACCAUUUGAAGACUAUCUCAACAAUGCAUGGGUGUCUGUGUCUGGAGUAGUGAUACUGACCCAUGCCUAUUUCUUGUUGAAUGAUAACAUCACUAAGGAUGCACUUGAUUCCUUGGACAAUUAUCAUGAUCUUUUGCGUAGGCCAUCCAUUAUUUUUCGACUUUGCAAUGAUUUGGGUACUUCAAGGGCUGAGUUACAAAGAGGUGAAGCAGCAAGCUCGAUCGUGUGUAACAUGCGUGAAAGUUGUGUAACUGAGGAGGGUGCUUACAAAAACAUACACAGUUUGCUUGAUGAAACUUGGAAGAAGAUGAACAAAGAUCGAGCCAUGCAUUCUCCUUUUUCAAAACCAUUUGUGGAAGCAGCAAUCAACCUUGCUAGAAUCUCUCACUGCACAUACCUUAAUGGAGAUGGCCAUGGUGCCCCAGAUAUUGCAGCCAAGAAUCGGAUUCGGUCCUUGAUAAUUGAACCCAUCCCACUUAGGGAGAUAAAUGCGGAUAUUGUUCAGCUUGAGGUCUUUGACCACGAGCAGUUUAACAAUUGGGUGGAGAAGGGUGUAGCUCCAGCCAUUGAACCCUGUUUAAAGCUCUAUGAAGAUGUUUUGAAUCUGGGAUUCAAGGUUAUUCUACUGACAGGACGGAGUGAAAGGCACAGGAGUGUCACUGUUGAUAAUUUGAUCAAUGCUGGGUUUAAGGAAUGGGACCAGCUCAUACUAAGGUAA
This is a messenger RNA of Glycine soja, 2019 nucleotides long. Its product is annotated as tricyclene synthase EBOS, chloroplastic-like. The transcript has 8 exons. Gene Ontology annotation, molecular function: magnesium ion binding; terpene synthase activity. The record is from RefSeq and is a predicted model, not a curated record. Lineage: Eukaryota; Viridiplantae; Streptophyta; Magnoliopsida; Fabales; Fabaceae. Gene Ontology annotation, biological process: diterpenoid biosynthetic process. The coding region runs from base 1 to 2019 and encodes 672 amino acids.